CUAUUUCCAUUCCUUUCUACUCCCACUUAAAAAUUUGUGUUCUUGACAAUCAAAUCAGCACGAUAACAAGAUGAGUCCUCGCCCUGAAUACAUGCGUCUCCACCGGAUCCUACACGACUCUCUUCACCGCUUCUCUACCAGCACCAUCACUCAAGAAAUUGAGGAGGACCUUCUAAUUUCUCUGUCUCAGGUUUUCAGACAAGUUAAGCAGUUGAUUGAUGAACUUGACUCUGACGAGGAGGAGCUGUUGGCAGACACUGCCUUUGAUGGUGAAGGUUUUAUUGAUGCAAUCGCACAGUUGGAUAACCGUCAUUGUUUGGCUAUUAUCAUUGGUGACUUGAUGUUUUUGCUCACUAUCAACCGUCAGUAUGCUCAACAUUUAGUAGGGAACACUCUUGUGGCUAUUUCUGAGUUUUUGCUUGCAUCGGAUGGUGACUGGGAUGAAUUUAUGCAGUUGUUGUGCCUUUGCUUGGAUUUGGCAAUUCGCGACAUUCUUAAAUCUUCUCCAGAUAGUGCAUUUGAAACCAGACAUCUGGAUUUUAAUCCAUCUAUAAGAUCCUUACUGGAGCUGAAACUGAAAAGUGCAAAUUGGUCUGUGGUGGCUGCUAUUUUCCGAGUUAUGCGUAAUAUACAAAAAUGUCUGAAGCAAGAUAUUUAUGAGAAAUGCAUGAAAACAUACUUGGAUUCUGUCAGCUCUUUAUUGAUAAGUUUACCGUGGGACUUAUUAAGAGAGAUCUAUGGCCGUGCAGAAGAUGUACUGAAAAUAGAUGAUUUGCAACUGAGAGAAAUGACUACAUUCUUUGGAUAUUGCAUUCAGUUAUUCUGUUCUUUGGUCUCAGAAAGCAGUUCUUUUGAAGUUGAAGCUGAAGUUGAUUUUUCACCUAUGAUUUGGCAAAUUGUCAACCUUGUCCCCAAACUUACAUUGUGGUGCCAAGUUGAGGUUCAAAGUCCUCAUCAUGUCCGCAUGUCUCAUUACUUCAGACACAAAGUGCUGAUGCUCAUGGUCAAGGUUAGUUCGAUAAUCCGUAUUGGGCCAACUAUAAGCAAGACAUGGAUUCAUCUAAUGCAUGAUUACUUUGAAGAUCUAUUAUUGCAACCUCUAUCUGGGGGUAAACUCGACCAAGAUGGCUUUUUAGAAAGGUCCCCAUUUUGCACGAGUAUAUUUGAUGGGAAACAACACAAUAUUCCAUCUUUCCAUUUGCAAAGGCUGGCGAUUUUGCUUUUCUUGAAGUGUUCGCUCAAUUUGGUUGGCAUGGAAGGAGGUCCUGAUGAACAGGAGUGCAUGGAUGAAAAUCUGAAGCAUAUAAGUUCCUCAGACCUGAAUUUGGAAUCAGAGUUUUGUAGAACUAGUUACAACAGCAUAGGUUUAACAGAGCUCCAUAAGUGGCUUCAGUUACACGUUCAUGUGGAUAUUCUUCUAAAUGAUGAGUUGUAUUUCGAACGAUGUGUGAGAUUCACGCUAUCCUUUAUCCAAUUAUUCAUGCACGAGGAUGAUAUACUGUUUAAAAUGCUCUUGCAACUGUUUCACGUGCCGUCAUUCUUUCAAGAACGUCAGAUUAUUAACAACGAGCCACUUGCUGAAGUGAAGAAUCGUCUUGCUGCUGAUGUGUUUAAUCCUAUACAUUUGUUCCAUUUAUUUCUUGCUGAGAUAAGCUAUGAUCAUCAAGUCCUUCUUGACUAUCUCAUCUCGAAAGAUACUGGAUCUAUCUGUGCUGAAUACCUUUUGAGAUCAUUACGAAUCAUUUGCAAUUUCUGGAGCUUAUUUGUGGAAUUUCCGGGAGUGAAAGAUGAUUCUGGCCAAUCGUGUGUAAAGAGACGAAAGAUUUUAGCUAAUUCAAGAGAUAUCAAGGUAGCAACAUAUCCGGCACCAUUAAAGGAGGGUGGGACUCCAUCACUCAAGAUGGAGUGCAACGAAAGUCAUGCACAUGGCAACAACAGCCGUAUCAAUUUUAAACGACCAUUUGUGGCUGCUCGGGAUUGCUUGGCUUCACUGACCACGUCCAUUGACAGUCUCAACAAAAAAAGUUUGUUUCCAUACAAUCCACAGGUGCUUCUGCGUCGUUUGAUGAAGUUUCAGGAGCUCUCUUUUCAGUAAUAGUUGAUCCAAACAGUUACUUUACAGAAUCACUAUCUCAUAAGCAUAGGUAUUUCAGUUUCAAGUAAUGUGGAAUGGUCAUUCACUCCCAUCCCUCUAAUUUUUGUAUAAAUAGAUUCAAUAAUUCAUUUUUUCGAGCCA
Salvia hispanica is the source of this 2236-nucleotide messenger RNA. RefSeq names its product golgin. The record is from RefSeq and is a predicted model, not a curated record. NCBI's taxonomy places the organism in Eukaryota, Viridiplantae, Streptophyta, Magnoliopsida, Lamiales, Lamiaceae.